This is a messenger RNA of Hirsutella rhossiliensis, 1974 nucleotides long. RefSeq lists its product as uncharacterized. Lineage: Eukaryota; Fungi; Ascomycota; Sordariomycetes; Hypocreales; Ophiocordycipitaceae. Bases 1 to 1974 code for a protein of 657 amino acids. The transcript has 3 exons. The record is from RefSeq and is a predicted model, not a curated record.
AUGGCCACUCUCGCGUCCAACUCGUCCACAGCCGACGCCGCAGCGACGCCCCGGGCGGUGACGGUCAACUUCCUCCCGGCCGAGCUGAGCGGCACGACGGGCUUCUUCCCCUUUCACGACCUCGAGAUCCUCGGCAGCACCCACGAGGAUGACGCCGCCAACUUCUUCCAAAAGUUCCUCAUCCGGCCUUCGGGGGAGAGCGGCAACGACGACGAGCGGCACAUGUGGCUCUUCCCCACGGGCUGCCGUGUCGACGGCAACCAUGGCACCGAUUGCCCGCGAGCAUGCCGCGACGCCGCAACGCUGUUUGGCUCGCUCGAGACGUUUUACAACUGCGCCGCGCUGUCGUCGAUAGCGUACUGGACCCGCGCCAACCGCAGUGUCGUCGGGGCUUCGUCGCCCGGCGCCGGCGCCAGCGCCAGCCACCACUACUAUUACUACCUCCCCGACGAGGCGGCGCACAACGCCAGUGCCGUCAUGGCCGGCACGCCGCUGGCGACCUUUGACGAGCGGCCCGUGCUGGACUCGUUUGUCGCGUGCGCGCAGGCGGCGUGCGGCGGCGGCGAUGGCAUCCGCAAGCCCUGCAGCGACGCCGUCAAGGCGUUGUCGGGGCUGUCGAGUCCGCCCGAUGUGUUUGACGCCAUGGGCUCCUUUUGCCCCAAGAUCCCCGUCGAGAUUAACCCCGACAUUUUUGGGCCGGGGGUCCUCAUCUCGUACGUUCUCCAGGUCUGCUUUGCCAGCUUCCUCUUCCUCUCCCUCAAGACCUUCACCCUCUGGGUCCGCUUCUCCCAGCAGGGCAAGGCAAAGCGCCGCACCAGCAACCGCGCGUCGCUGCUCGACCUGCAGCGCCGCCUGACGCGCAUCGAGUCCAUCAUCUGGCGCGACUCGUCGGCCCUGUCGCGCACCAGCAUCGCCCUCGCCACGACGCUCGUCGAGUUCCAGGAGGCCCAGUGCUGGUUCGUCUUCGCCAUCCAGAUCGCCUCCAUCCUCGCCAUCGUCGUCAACUCCCAGGAGGGCACCUUUUGGGGCGAAAUCAUUGUCAACGCCGCCGUCGCCUUCCACGUCAGCCAGAACGGCAUCCUGCCCAUGUUCCUCGUCCAGCUGUGCCUGCACAACGAGGGCAUCCGCAACUGGCACACCUUUCUCGGCUUCUUUGCAGAGUAUCUCUUGGCCAUUGUCGCCACCAGCCAAAAGGUCCUUUUCCGUGAUGCCUUUGAGCUCUUUCGCAAGGAAAGGGAGCUUGAGGCUUGUGGCGGCAAUCCCAGCCCUCGCAGCUACUGUGCCUCGAUGCACGGUGUCGAAGGCCUGCACCUUGGCUUCUUCCCUCGCCCCUACCUCUACAAGGUCGUCUUUCUCGUCCUCGACACCGUCGCCAUUGUCAUCUUGCUCAUCGACCAGCUAAGCUGGACCUUCCGCAGCCACCGCCUCACCCGCGACCUCAGCAUCCGCGGCUACCGGCUCGGCCACGGCCCCAGGGGCAAGUUCAAGCCCGCCUGGAUCAGGCUCAAGAGAGUCGUCUGGUGGUCCCUGGAGCUGGCCUACCUCGUCAUCAACAUUUUGUACAUGGUCUCCCUCGUCAAGGUCUUUAGCGCCGACAGCUUCGAGGCAAGCAAGUGGUCCUACGGGCAGAUCAUCGCCAUGACGGUGUGGGGGCCCGUCAUUGUCAAGCUGUUUGACCUGGUACUCUCCGGUCCGCCCAAAAACGGCACCAGACUCAACUCAGGUCCUCCGCGGUUGCGCAUCGAUAACGUUAUAAACCACCGCCUCGGUACCUCGGCAGACGAGGUCCUCGAUGACGAUGACGACGACGAUUACGUCCCGGGGCUGGGGAGCAAGAUCCCGACGCCGCCUGAGCUGGACCUUGGCCGGGGCCGUCGCCGGGAUCCCAACUCGGGCCGCAUCACCGACGAGGGUGCGAGCAACGAGAUGAAGAGCGUCGAGGCUGGCUUGCGACGAGUCAACGAUAACCAAUGA